Lampris incognitus (smalleye Pacific opah) is the source of this 7065-nucleotide messenger RNA. It is a transcript of the gene arid4b, whose product is annotated as AT-rich interaction domain 4B. Gene Ontology annotation, biological process: regulation of transcription by RNA polymerase II. The coding region runs from base 183 to 4136 and encodes 1317 amino acids. The record is from RefSeq and is a predicted model, not a curated record. Gene Ontology annotation, molecular function: transcription cis-regulatory region binding. The transcript has 24 exons. Gene Ontology annotation, cellular component: nucleus. Lineage: Eukaryota; Metazoa; Chordata; Actinopteri; Lampriformes; Lampridae.
UAUCGGGGCCAACGGUCGACGAUCAAAACAUGGCAGAUUACAAAUGUAUAAAUGAAUCUCCGGAUUACUAGUACACUUUCAACGGGGAAGGAAAAAAAAAACACAAAAACGCAACUGUUUCUCAACUUGACCCGCGACGCCACAGAUUUGUCAUAUUGGGCACCGAGAGGACUCAUUGAGAGAUGAAGACUCUGGAGGAGCCCCCCUACCUAACAGUGGGGACGGACGUGAGUGCCAAGUACCGAGGGGCUUUCUGCGAGGCCAAGAUUAAGACCGCUAAGAGGCUGGUCAAGGCCAAGGUGACCUUUAAACCAGAUCUGUCCACGGCCGAGGUCCAUGACGAACAUAUCAAAGGACCUCUAAAGGUGGGUGCCGUCGUGGAGGUGAAGAAUCAGGACGGGGUUUACCAGGAGGCCACCAUCAAUAAGCUGACAGACGCCAGUAUAUACACUGUCGUGUUCGAUGAUGGCGAUGAGAAAACUCUUAGGCGUUCUUCUCUCUGCCUGAAAGGGGCGCGUCACUUUGCGGAGAGCGAGACGCUCGACAGGCUCCCGCUCACCAACCCCGAGCACUUCGGUACACCUGUCAUUGGCAAGAAAGGCAACCGUGGCCGGCGAUCUAAUCCAGUUCAAGAAGAAGAGUCGUCUUCAUCCUCCAGUGAGGAAGAGGAGAGCGACCAGAGGCAGAAUGAGGACCUUUUUGGCAAAGUGGUCUGUGUGGAGGGCGUUGCUACGGGAGACAAAAAGAAGACCACAUGGUAUCCUGCACUGGUGAUCUCCCCAGACUGCCAUGAAGAUGUCACAAUGAAGAAAGACAGCAUCUUUGUCCGCUCUUUCAAGGAUGGAAAAUUUUACAUGGUGCUGCGGAAGGACGUGUGUGAGAUCAACAGCGACUCUCUGCCUAAAGCUGACACUGGGCUCAAACCAGCACUGGAUGCGGCCAUGGACUUCCAGCGACAUUUGGCAGUGCCUAGCGCCUGGAGGACAGAGGUGAAAGAGGAGAGCUCCAGCAGUGAGGAGGAGGAGGAGGAGGAGGAAGAAGAGGUGCAGGAAGAAGAUGCCAGCAGCGAAGAGGAGGAGGAGGAAGUGGAGCCAUUCCCAGAAGAGAGGGAGAACUUCCUGCAGCAGCUGUACAAGUUCAUGGAGGACAGAGGAACUCCAAUUAACAAGCGGCCUGUGCUGGGCUAUAGAAACCUCAACCUCUUCAAGCUCUACAGGCUAGUGCACAAACUGGGAGGUUUUGACAAUAUUGAGAGCGGCUCAGUCUGGAAGCAAGUCUAUCAGGACCUGGGAAUCCCUGUGCUCAAUUCAGCCGCUGGCUACAAUGUCAAAUGUGCUUACCGCAAGUACUUGUACGGGUUUGAGGAGUACUGCACCUCCACUGCCAUCACCUUCCGCAUGGACCUCCCACUGAAGCAGGGCCCCAAGGGGGAGCCGAAGCCUGAAGGGGGGGCCGGCAGCAUCGUCCCGGUACUCUCGGGUUGUGGCGAAGAGCGGAAAGUCCACCUUGAAGGGGAGCCCAGCAGUGUGCAGCCUGUAAUCUGCAAGGUGCUUUCUACUCCCAUAGAAGAGGAGAAAACCGAAACGAGCAGGAGCAAAAUGGAGACCGACUCCUCAACGGUCGAGCAGAACAAUGGCGGAAACGACGAUGAUGAGGAUGACGAAGACGAAGAUUCCCUCAAGGGAGAUGCAGACGAAGGGACAUCCAUGACGUGCCUCGGAGCCGAGAACAUCAAGCAGGAGCUUGAGGAGGAGCAAGAACAGGAGCGCAAGAACAACUCUGGGGAUGACAGCAGUCAGGAUGGGGAGGAAGGGGAGGAGUUUGAGUGUUACCCCCCGGGGAUGAAGGUGCAGGUGAGGUAUGGGCGAGGCCGAAAUCUGAAGACGUACGAGGCCACUGUGAAAGAGGCAGACGUGGAGGGGGGAGAGGUGCUCUACCUGGUGCACUACUGUGGCUGGAACGUCAGAUAUGAUGAAUGGAUCAAGGCAGACAAGAUUGUUCGGCCAGCCAAUAAGAAUGUACCAAAAAUCAAACAUCGCAAAAAAAUAAAGAACAAAGCAGAAAGGGAGCGAGACCGACUGGAGAGGCUCAAUGAACGAGAAGACUUCGGACCAUCCCCCAACAACAACCGUGUCCCACGCUCAUCCAAGUCCGGACCUGGUCAGGAUGUCUUUUCUAAGAUGGACGACGGUGAGGACAAAGGGACUCAGCAGUCUCCAGUCAAGUCUAUAGAAAUUACUUCUAUCCUCAAUGGCCUGCAAGCCUCUGAGAUUUCCACAGAUGAGAGUGAGCAUGAGGAUGAAGAAGGAGAGCAUAAUGAAGACAAUAGACCGGGUUGCUGCAGUGGCCUCAGGAAGGGUAUCCCAGAUCCCUCACAAGCAUCAGAUAGUUGGGAGAGCAGGGCCCCUCCUGAAGUAUCCAAAUCUUCUUCAUCCUUGGGCAAGAGCCCAGAUCCGGCCAGUCCAGAGGUACCAGAGGUAGGGAAGCGCCGAAGCCAAACAGAGUUGGAAGGAGAGGCAAGCACCAGGAAAAGGAAAUCGGAAAGUUCGGCAGAGAGGACCCCCAAAGGCCCGUCCAAAGCCAAGACCAGGAAUACCAGAAGUGCAGACUGGUUACCAGGAGGUUCCCCCAGAAAGCACGAGGAGAGAGGUGCCGGGGAAGACAGGGGGGCUUCAUCCAGCAGCAGCUCAGAAGAUGAAGGGGCACCGCGUGCUGAGUCCCAGACCGGGGAAAGUGAGCGAAGCCGGCCAAAAACAAAAGGUUCCCCCUCUAAGAAGUAUAAUGGCAUGAAGGAAAAAACUAAAACUGGCCGACCCGCUGGAUUCUGGGAAAUCCCUGACAAGAGGGUCAAAAUGGCUGGCAGUGGAGAGGAGAGGCCUGCCAUUCGGACCAAGGGCCAAAAGGAUGUGUGGUCUAGCAUCCAGGCCCAGUGGCCCAAGAAAACUCUGAAGGAGUUGUUUUCUGACUCGGAUACAGAAGCUGCGAACUCACCUCCCCCUGCUGUGCCCUCAGGUCUAGAGGAGCCCAGAGCAGAACAAGAUGCAGGGCAGGAGGACGAAGCCUCGGAGGAACAGAUGGACAAUGAGAAACUUCAAGAGUUUCCCAGCAGUGGCAGUAACUCUGUCCUCAAUACUCCACCAACCACACCUGAGUCCCCUUCAUUGGGAGGCAGUACUAUGGAAGACUCUGUCCAAGCACCACCUCCCUCCCCUCCACCGUCCAUGGCGCCCAUCUUGCCUUCAGAAACUGUCCCAGCUGCCCUUCCACCAGCACCCACGCAAGAGGAGGCCGCAGGAGGCCGUAGCGAGACCGACAGCAGUACAGUGGAGGUGGAAAGUCUAGGUGGGGAGCUGCAAGACCUGCCCCAGGAUGAGGAGGCUGCGUCCCCCUCCAAGGCCUUCGACGGUAGCCUCUCCUGCAAUAGCAACUGCAGUUUAGAGCUGAGCAGCAGCAGCCAACAGGAGAGCGAACAGAAAUCCAAAGGUUUGACUGAUGCAUCUGCGAGUCAGAAGCGGCAAAAAGAAUCACAGACAGGUGGCACCUCAAAGAAACACAAGCCUAACCGUAAGAGCCUAGGUGUGCCUCCCAAAAAGAACAGGAAAACAGCCAACAGCAGUGACAGUGAGGAUCAGUCUGUUGUCGAAGGCGCUGCCAAAUCACCGGCAUCUAAGAACAACACACCAGACGUAAAGGCUGCCAUUUUGCCCAAGUGCCCUGGGCGAACUCCGCCUUCGAGCCAUAAAUACCACAAGCAGGGUGACCCUGACCAUGCCCAUCACCGUGAACACCAUGGGAGAACGCCACGCGUCUAUAAGUGGAGUUUCCAGAUGUCGGACUUGGAGAAGAUGAGUAGUCUGGAGAGGAUCUCAUUCCUUCAGGAGAAGCUUCAAGACAUCAGGAACCACUACCUCUCGCUCAAAUCUGAGGUAGCCUCCAUCGACCGACGAAGGAAACGCAUGAAGAAGAAAGAGCGGGAAAGCACAGUGGCUGCUUCCUCCUCUUCCUCCUCCUCCUCCUCCUCCUCACCGUCCUCCAGCUCGUUGACUGCGGCGGUCAUGCUGACCUUGGCGGACCCACCAGUUUCAUCCUCAUCCUCAUCUUCUCAGAACUCGGGGGUAUCAGUGGAGUGCAGGUGACAGGGAGUACCAGCAAGCAGCCACCGCACUAAGCACUUAACCAGCACCAUGGCACCACCUACCCCGCUCUCGGCCAAUGGGACAGACAAGUCAACUUCCACGUUGUAACUCCUGGGGCACAAAAAACCACACUAGAGACAAACUGAGAAACAACAAAACAAGCACUAUUUUCUAUUGACAACUGUUUCUUUGGCAAGCUAAUGGCACUUAAGUGCACUUUUGUGAAGAUUGUGUAAGGGGAAGAAUUUGUCAAAAAAAAAAAAAAGUACACAAUUGUCUUUUGCGCUCUUUAAUUGAUAAACGUUUAUAAGAAUUGUUUUUUGCAAGCAAUAAUUCUUUCCAUUUGAUAAAGUUGUAUUGUCUUGGCUUGGGAAUGAUCUCCUGUGAAGACCCCUCUGCGUUUUGUCCUUUAUAUGCCAAUAUGGCACAGCCAGUGCCAUUUUGUUGAUAGGGAUUCAGAGGAACGGUGGCAUUAAAUGUAGGGCUGGGCGAUAUGGACAAAAUCAAAUAUCACGAUAUUUUUUCGACCGAAUACCUCGAUAUCGAUAUUUUGACGGUAUUGUUGAGAUGACUAUUGGUGCUCUCACAAAAUAUUUUCACAAUGACAUGUUUGAUAAACACUCGUUAGUAAUGUGGAUAUGACGUCCAAACAGGUAGAGAUAUAGAAUAGCUAGAACAGUGUAAUAAAUUCAGAAAAUUGCAUCUUUUUAUCAGUCAUAGUGCCAACAUUCAAAGUUCCGACUCUCACCUCCACACUCCUGCUCUCCCACUGCCUCUGGACAUGCCUUCCCCCUCUCCUUCUCCUUUGCUCAACAGUAGCAUAGUUUCCACCGGCACCCUGCUGACCAACCGUACUGGUGGUGGUCAUUGGUAACCCAUGCUUUCAUGGUAACCCUCAUUUCAUUUUUAACAUGUGCCUGCACAUUGUUUUUAAUGACAGUAAAUUGAAUUGAAUGCUUUGACUGAUCCGGUAUGGAAAUCUGAUUUAUGAUCCGCAUAUUUGAUUUGGCAAAGAUUUUACACCGGAUGCCGUCCCUGACGCAACCCUCCCCAUUUAUCCGGGCUUGGGACCGGCACUAAGAAUGCACUGGCUCGUGCAUCCUCAGUGGCUGGGUUGCAUCUUUUUACUGUAAUGCAGCCUUUAAAUCCAGGAAAAGACAACUCUUAUGUCAUAUCACGAUAUCCAAAACCCUAGACAAUAUCUAGUCUUAUAUCACGAUAUCGAUAAAAUAUCGAUCUAUUGCCCAGCCCUAACAAAAUGUAACUUUGUCACAUGUUUCUCCGUCUGUCCUCAACUCUUAAAGGCCUUCAUACGGUGUAUAAACCACACACGGUUGACUAUUCUCCACCCACGUACAGGAACGACGUCCUGUACAUGUUUGCAUCAAGUGAGUAGGUGGUGAAGGAUUGGGAUUUAGAUCAUUAUAUAUCCGCUGACAGCCACAGUGGAUGAAUCUGGAAUGAUACUGUAGUGCCUUUCUGUUCUUUUCUACGGGGCACUUUGAGAAAGGACAGCACUUUACCUGGUCCUACUCUCAAAUCAAAGGGUCAACUGAGCAUAUUGUGACUCUUCCAAAAGGCUGAAGAAUACUGUAUGAAUAAGCAGGCAGUCAAGGGCUGUGCCUGACAGAUAAUGACGGUCUCUAUCAGAAUAUGGUAAUAUUUGACAUGAUUGUGAAAGAUGAAGCAGAGCUCCUAUACUGGGUCACCCAUAAUCUACUACUGAAUACUCACCCCGCUUGGGCACAACCUUUGUUUGGCAGUAUAAAAUGUGCAAUGAACGGUGGCAGGUGUAAUGGUUACAUUUCCUCAGUUUUUCAGUCUUUUGAAAUGCCUUUGCUCUUUUCUCAACAAGUGUUUUAUUCUGAAUACUUAUUUAAUCAUCCGCUCAAAUCGUUAAGAUUGAGUGCACUUGUAAGAGUUUGACUGUACAAUUCUACAGUCGGAUUAGCUUAUAUUUACAUGCAGCCACGAGAGGUAUUUACACUAUUGUGUGUACCCCCGAACAAACGAACUGAAAUCACCACCCCCAAAACUGCAAUAGUCGGCAGAUCAAAAAGUCAAUUGUUUUGAUUUUAAGUUAAAGCCCCCCUCCCCUUUCACAUUUAAUCGGUAAUGACGUGCCGGUUUUCUCACCAUCCGUUUUAAGCAGACUUCUUCUACUCCUCCCUACCAAAAAAAAAAAUAUGUUAGGUUCUGUUCCGUAUACUAUGACCAGAAUAACGAUAAAGAUAUUGUAAAUGUGCAUUUAUAACAGUGACGUAUGUGUAUACAUUUCCAGAGACAUCUCCAGUGUUUCCUCUGUAUAGACUCCCUACUGUACGAUAACCCGAGGUUAUGUUUUGUUUGGCACUUGUAUGUAACUGUAUGCUUUUUGUUAUACAUUUGUAUAUUGAGAAGUGUUUGGAGUCGAGCUAUUUAAUAUCUUGCACUGUUAAUAACGUGUACUUUUCUGUACAGACAGUUUUAUGGGUUUAACUGUAGUUUCAGUGUAAAUACUGAGCAUGACUGCCCCCCCCUCCCUUUGCCCCUCACUCUCGUCCCCUUGUUGGGGCGGUUCUCCUUUAUUUUGUUUUGUUUGGGGUUUUCUCUGUCGCUUUAAAGAACUUUGUGUCCCCCUCACCCCCUUUAAAAGUUUGUUUUGGUUUUGUUUAGUUCGUAUGGAGUGUCCUCUGUGUUAACUUGUGCUUGUACCGGAAGUGAGUCGUGGAGUUCGCCAUCCGGGCCCCUCGGCUGAGGCGGAGACGGGCCCGGAAUGGGGGGGGGGACGGUUUGAAUCACAGUAUGAGAGAACGAGAUGGGGUUCCUUUGAAAAAAGCUUUUUAGUAUUUAUUAGGGUCGUCUAACGACGGCCAUUGUGUAAUUUAUUGUACAAAUGUAAGCAAAACAGAAGCCUCUGUUUGAAAUAAAUGCCAUAGUUUGUGAAGUA